AGGUAAAAUUAUGCGUGGAGAUUUUUUGCUGUUGGCCUGUGUAAUCGACACUUUCGAUAAAAAAUAUCUAUAUUUGCUUACUACUGCUCCUUAUAUGUCGGGCCAGGAACUAAUUGAGCGAUGCGAUGAAAGGAUGAACUUCGAUAAAAUAAGCAGUUUGACCACAUUCCGAAACAUGGAAUUCUCCGAUAAAUAUAUUGAGUGGGUAGAGAGUCAGAGGAAUUUCGGUAAUGGGAAGUAACAUUCGAUUUUUCCUUAAUAAGGACGAGCCCUUAUUUUUAAUAUUCAAUGAGUUUCAUUUAAAAGACAUUGACAAUGCACCAUCACAAUAUGCAAAAUGGAAGGUGUUUUGCGCGGGAGUUUCCAAUUUGAAAGGACAUUUUCAAAUAAUUUACUUGGAAACACUUCGCAGUAUUGAAUGCUUCCUGAGAAUAAUAGAUUACAAAGAGCUGCGAAAAUGCGAAAGUGACUUGGAGCGUAAGAAGGCGAAGUUUGAAAAGCGCGAGAAGGAAGUUGUAAACAUGCGACAACAGUUUAAUGACAACCUUUUGCAAAAUUUGUUUGAAGACGACAAUGAAUAAAAUAUUUAUGAAAAUAAA
Molecule: messenger RNA, 599 nt
Organism: Drosophila ananassae
Lineage: Eukaryota; Metazoa; Arthropoda; Insecta; Diptera; Drosophilidae
Exons: 4
Coding region: 231-581 (116 amino acids)
Source: RefSeq, a predicted model, not a curated record